AUGUGGGGGGACGAGGUCGAGCUUCUGGGUGUGAGGUAGCCGUGUGUUCAUUUUCCCCACCGUCCGCAACCACGAGUGUGAGCGGAGGGUUGAAGGCCGGUUGCCGUGGUGUGCCGAUGGUGAGCAUUGCGCACCGGGGCGCACGCUGGCAGCCCACACGGUGGCGCCGCACGUCCAGACGCGGCCAGGGUGUGGCCAGUAGGUCGCCUCGGCCCGCACCGGCGCCGGUGGCCGGAGCGCCGAGGUGGAGACGGCAGCCGCGCCGCGCGCACGACGAGCCCGAGAGCAAGCGUAACGCUGCCCGGCGCGCGCGCGCGCUAGAAGGCCUAGCGAGCCCGCCCAGUUCGUGGCCUCUCUGCCGCGGUCUUGCGGCAAGCGCGCCAGACCUCGCUCGCUCGUUCGUGGCGUCCGCAGGUAAACGGAAAAGGCCGUACAGGCCGGAUCCUCUCCUCCUACAACGGGCUGAAUCACAAUGGCACUGCUCUCUCGUACUAGGAAGUUCUGGGCCGAUUGUGAUGGCUCGGAGCUGGCCCAGAGCCCCCUUCCAGGCGACCUCGAUAGAAAAAUCCCCAUGCCUCGUCCUCUCCCGUGCAACCGCAACAGACAAGGCACGCCGCGUAAGCUUUCCCCGCUGCAAAAGCUCACCGUGCCGCAUAAACAACUGACCUCGCAGGCGAAAAAGAAAGCGCGUGCGUACGCCCUCCUCACCCGGGGCGUCGACAGCGAGGCCGCCGACCUCCCCGGGGGGAAAUAUCCCGGUCGACCACGGCCACUGUAGACGCAUCGCAUCACGAGGGCUCGCCACGCGGCCAGCCAACUUGGCGCGCUUUCCGCGCGGAGGCGGCGGUCAAUGGCCGCCCGGUCCCGCCCGGCUGGCGCAAAGCGACGCCGGCAACCUGCAAUAAGAUAAGCGGCUACUUGUUCGACCCUUCCAGAACCAUCGCCCCCCUCCGGGCCUUCCAGAACGCUCCCCCGCCACGUCACAGGAUAAGCCCCUCGGAUGGUUCCAAUCCUUCCAGAACCGUCUCGAUCUUUCGGAAUUGGAAGCCCGGGUGGGGUUGGUACGGGCUGUAUAAAUGGGCGGUGACCGUGCGCCUCUUCUGACGAGCUCGCUCAAGCGCCUCAAGUACGAAGCCUAGAGGGAUAGUACUGUACUUUCCUCUCCCUUCUUCUCCGUCUGCGGUCUGGUCUGGUCUGCUCUGCUUCUUCUCUCUCCGUCCUUGUUGCUUCUCUCUUCUUGUACUCUCCGAUUUUACAUUUGGCCUCCUCCAACCCUCCUCUUGCAGCUGCUUCUGGGCGUCAAUGGGGAGCUCUGCCAUUUUAGGAGAAGCGGAGAUCCCCUGAAUUGGUCAAUCAGCAUUGUUAGUUCAGACGAUUGCUCAAACUUUGACUACUACAGAUUCUUUUCCCCUUUAUUUUGCAACGACCUUUGGGUAGCCCGUAAUUGAUUGCUAGUCUUGUGGUUCUGAAUUUUGUUUUUGGUAUUCUGAUUCAGAAACUUUCGGGUUUGCUUCUUUGGAGUCUGGGGGGCGACAUUUUUUUUCUAGCAAAGAUCGCCUUCGGUUAAUUUUGGCCGGUUCUUGAUUCUUUCUGGACCUCGUUUUCCUUGGUCCGAUCGAUUACCGGUGCUCAGUAAUCCCCUCUGUCCAAUUUUUCUCUAGAGUUUGUUUGGUCGUUUGAUCAUGGAUCCCUUUCACGGCAUUGUGAAAGAGGAGGAAUUCGACUUCGCCGGAGCUGCAGCGGAUGGCUACUCGCCGUCUUCCUGGGGCUCAUCCCCGUCUUCCUGGGGCUCUUCCCAAUCUUCCUGGGCCGGCGGCGGCGCCUUGGCAGAGCUGCCGCGGCCGAUGGACGGCCUCGGCGAGGCGGGCCCCACGCCCUUCCUGAACAAGACGUACGAGGUGGUGGACGACCACAGCACGGACACCAUCGUGUCGUGGGGCGUCGCCGGGAACAGCUUCGUGGUGUGGGACGCCCACGCCUUCUCCAUGGUGCUCCUCCCCCGCUACUUCAAGCACUGCAACUUCUCCAGCUUCGUCCGCCAGCUCAACACCUAUGGGUUCAGGAAGGUUGAUCCGGACAGGUGGGAGUUCGCGGCGGAGGGGUUCCUGCGGGGCCAGAAGGAGCUGCUGAAGACGAUCAGGCGCCGGCGGCCUCAGUCGUCGCCGUCUGGCACGCCGGCGCUGCUGCAGCAGCAGCAGCAGGGCCAGCAGGGGGCGUGCCUGGAGGUGGGGCAUUUCGGGCCCGAGGGCGAGGUGCAGCGGCUGCAGCGCGACAAGGGCACCCUGAUCGCGGAGGUGGUGAAGCUGCGGCAGGAGCAGCAGGCGACGCGAGCGCAGAUGCAGGAGAUGGAGGCGCGCCUCGCCGCCACGGAGCAGAAGCAGCAGCAGAUGACGGUGUUCCUGGCGCGCGCCAUGAAGAGCCCCAGCUUCCUCCAGAUGCUGGUGCAGCGGCAGGACCAGAGCCGGCGGAAGGAGCUCGCGGAGGCGCUCCUCUCCAAGAAGCGCGGCCGCCCCAUCGAGUACCUCCUCCCCCGCAACGGCGAGACCAGCAGCGCCGCAAGCUACAGCGCCGCGGCGCGAGGCUACGGCCCUGGUCUCGCCGACGGCAGUGACGGCAGGCGCGCGGACGGCGAGGACACGGAGAGCUUCUGGAAGGAGCUGCUGAGCCUGGGCCUGGAGGAGAGGCAUCGGGAGGCUGGCGGGGGCGGCGGGGAGGCGAGCGGCGCCGAGGUGGACGACGACGUGGACGAUGAGGUGGACGAGCUGGUGCAGAGCCUCUACCACCUCAGCCCGAACCGGCCCCACAGCCACCAGUGAAGGAAGAACAGAAGACAGAAGGUUCUAGAGCGAGAAAUAUCUGCUGCCGCUUGGAGAACAACGUAGGGCCGCAGCCUGACAAGUGACAACCCCAGCAGUGAGCGAAAGAAGAUAAGAAGGUUCUAGAACAAGAAGUUUCCGCUGGAGAACGUCGAACGUCGUGGGGUAGACCGUAGGCGUAGUGGUGGUGGUGGUAGCGGUAGUGCUGCCUCCAUGCCCCCAUGGGCGUUGGGGGCUGGUCUGCUUUGUUCAUUUUCUAUUGCUAGUUGUAGUACCUGACAUGUUGUCGGGGCCCCGCGGCCUGCAUGCGCAAGUUGCCCGAAACAGAAAGGGGCCAGCGCCUUUUGCCUGGCGUGGUGGAAUAAUGCUCCGAGGCUUUACCGGAUUAA
Molecule: messenger RNA, 3205 nt
Organism: Triticum aestivum (bread wheat)
Lineage: Eukaryota; Viridiplantae; Streptophyta; Magnoliopsida; Poales; Poaceae
Product: heat stress transcription factor A-2a
Exons: 2
Coding region: 1683-2816 (377 amino acids)
Biological process (GO): cellular response to heat; regulation of transcription by RNA polymerase II
Cellular component (GO): nucleus
Molecular function (GO): DNA-binding transcription factor activity; RNA polymerase II cis-regulatory region sequence-specific DNA binding
Source: RefSeq, a predicted model, not a curated record